This is a messenger RNA of Lucilia cuprina (Australian sheep blowfly), 783 nucleotides long. RefSeq lists its product as uncharacterized. The transcript has 4 exons. The record is from RefSeq and is a predicted model, not a curated record. Bases 137 to 697 code for a protein of 186 amino acids. NCBI's taxonomy places the organism in Eukaryota, Metazoa, Arthropoda, Insecta, Diptera, Calliphoridae.
UCCUACAGUGCACUCUGGUUUUUGCAAUUCUUAUCAAUUUAUUAAGAAUGAAAAGCAAACACAACAACAAAACUAAUGGAUCAUAAAGUGGCUGAUCCAAUAUAAAAAUGAGAACAUUUGCAAAUAGAAAUUUAUUAUGAUUCCAAAUCUAAGUGUAAACUAUAUUCUAUUUAUAAUACUACUUCUCAUCAUUAUGAAUAUGGACAGUCAUGCCAAAAAUGCUUUCCUUAAUGGAGUUUUACAUAUCUUGGGCUAUAUAUUACUUUCAGUCAAGCCUAUAAUCCGUGCUAUUCAUAUUUUAAAUAGAAAUGCAAAUGCUGAAGAACCAAAUACUAAUGAACCAAUUUUUAUGUUGAGCCUUGCUGGAGUUUUUCUAUUUUUGAUAAUUUUAACCGUCUUGAUGUUAGUUGGUGUUACUAAGCAACGUCAUUUACUAAUGGCUCCCUUUGUAAUAAUCUGUUCUCUAGUCUUGGGUGGUACGGUUAUUCUGCAUACCAUACAUUUGAUAAUGGAUUUUCGCGUUUCUUUAUACUUAAUCCAGGAUCUGGCAUUGACAAUUGGUGUUCAAAUCAUGUCUCUAUAUCCCAUUUAUACCUACUUUAUGAAACUACGCUUAAGAUCAUUGAAGGAAAAAUCACUUCAAGAGACUUGUGAGGGAAACGAAAAGAAAAAGAUAGCUUUAGUUCUUUAUACAUAGUUUAAAAAAAACAGAAUAAAUAGUUAGUAUAAGUAAUAAAUUUGUUGUAAUCAAUAAAAAUUAAUUUUUGUUAUUUCUAUAAAAAA